This is a messenger RNA of Micropterus salmoides (largemouth bass), 3779 nucleotides long. RefSeq names its product calcium-responsive transcription factor-like. The transcript is spliced from 16 exons. Bases 1878 to 3728 code for a protein of 616 amino acids. Gene Ontology annotation, molecular function: DNA-binding transcription factor activity, RNA polymerase II-specific; RNA polymerase II cis-regulatory region sequence-specific DNA binding. The record is from RefSeq and is a predicted model, not a curated record. Gene Ontology annotation, biological process: regulation of transcription by RNA polymerase II. Gene Ontology annotation, cellular component: nucleus. Lineage: Eukaryota; Metazoa; Chordata; Actinopteri; Centrarchiformes; Centrarchidae.
GUAGUAAAAAACGCGAGCGGCGCUUGGUGCGAGCGGAAGAGGAGGGAGGCGACAGACUGAAGACGAGGGCGAGUAGACUCGAGUUCAUUUCCCUCUCAUAUUAAUCUCUCAGCUGAGCCGCUCAGUCUGCGGGCAGCGAGAGCAGCUAACGGCAGCUAACGGCAGCUAGCAUCAAGCUAACUGCCGGAGCAGCGCUGUGUAGCGUCGUUAGCUUUAUGCUAACACGUUAGCCCAACAUGGCGGAGUAACAAACUAACUGAAACAUGUAAAAACGGUCAGAGUUUAGUGUUGAGGUCAUUUUUCUCAGGUUAUAAACGACAUAAAGAAGUGCAGGGUUUACUGAACCGGAAUAAGUUCUGCCUCUGAUGAAGCAGCCGACAUAUUUUAGAAAAUACCAGACAUGAUUCAGAUGAUCAAUAAUUUUACUUGCUCCGUGUCGUUUUACAGUUCAGUAAAUCUCUUCCAUCCUCAAAUAAUGGCAAAGUUAACGUUGUUUGACUUGUUGAUUUAAUUUUCUCCGGUUGUAAUUGUACAUACACCAGCCCUGUCUGGUUUAAUAUAUUAUAAUUAUAUUUAAAUAAACAGUUUGUAAGUGAGGGCAGAGAGUUUGACACUGAGCAGAGGUGAUUAAAUCUGCAGCCACACAUCUGUUCCGGUCCAACAGGCGCUUAAGCUGUUUGAAUUCACUUGUUUUAUUUAAAUGAAGCGGACACGGUGCUGCAGAACCAGGCGCAGUUUGUCUGAAGGUUUUUAUUAGGGCUGAAUAAUUCAACGAAAGUUUAUCUGAAUCACAAUCUGGCCUACUGCAUGUUUCAAAUGGCAGGAGGUGCCUACAAAUCAUCGUCUGGUUCAGAUCCUGUAAACACCACAAUCAUUUAAAUUUGUAUUUCAAUUGGGGCUGAGCAAUAAAACAAUAAUGAUAAUUAUUGCAAUAUAAUUAUGCUCAAUAUCAAUAUAAUAAAUUUCAUUAUAUCGUAAAUGAAUAAUUGUUUUAAUUCAUUUGAAUCACGGACAAAUUAGCACUUAAUUUUUCUAUUAAAAAACUUUUGUUGAAAAAAGAUUAAUCAUAUUUGUAGUAAAAAAAAAUAGUUUUGAAUGUUCUGCCUCAGAUUUGUGAAGCGAUCCACUUGUUGGCAUCAACUGUUUGUCACAUUCUGACCAUAAAGAAAAGUUGAACCACAUAAUUAACCAUCUGGUUUCUUCAAUUUUCACUCAGGAGCAAAAAUCUGCCUUUAAACUUGAAAGAUAUAAUGAUUUGACAUCUAUCGUGAUAAGUAUCGAUCUCAAACGAUAUGAAAUGUUUUUAUCGUGACUACAUUUUUGGCCGUAUCGUCCAGCCCUAAUUUCAAUGAAAAUUAGAAUAGUGAUGUAAAAAUGAUCGUUCCCUCUAAUGCCGCAAAUCAGAUCGCAAUAUCAGUCAAAAUAAUUAUAAUUAGAUAUUUCUCCUAUCUAUAAAAAUCAAAACUUGUGUGGGGGGGUAUUUCUGCUGCCUGUCCUUCAUUUUUGACUAUUUUCCUCAAAACUUUAACGUUUUCAUCAGCAGAAGUUUAUGUGUUUACAAACAUCAAAAUCCCGGUUAGAUUUUAGUUAGUUACCCAAAAAUGAUCUUUAACAUGACCUCUGUUAUGAUCAAUCUGUCAGCGCUGUGAGGACACAGAUCUCCGGACAUCGUACAGAAGAAAACACUGUCCUUUACUGCAGUAGUCGCUGUUUAAAUCAAACUAAUGUGUGAAAGCUGCAACUGAUCAAUGAACAACCAUCUGUCAUGUUGUGAUUGAUCACACCGUAGUGAUCAGGCUGGAGGAGAUGAUGGUGAGGACGACUGUGCAGCAGCUCAAACAAGUGGUGAUGUCACACAGACAUGUGACUGAGUUACCAUGGAGACUGAGGCCGACAGAAACACCGCUGCUGGACCUGAUCAGUCUGCAGAUCCUGAAUCAGACCUGACGCUUGGCUCCGCCUCCUCCCUCUUUUCACCUGAAACAGAUGAGGCCCUAAGCCCCGCCCCCUCUGCUGACUUGCGCCGCCCAAGACCUCCAGACACUGUGACCGAAGAAACAACAGCUCCUCCUCCUGCAGCUGACCACGCCCCCUCCGAUCCAGCUGUUGACACCUGGGUCACAUCACAGCUGCUGGUUCCGCCCACGGCGGUGUGGCAGAACCAGCUGAUCAUCGUGGAGCAGCAAGGUCAGACGCUGCCCGGUGAACACGUGGUGAUCGUGGCGGGCCAAUCAGAGAGCAGAGAGGUGUUUGUCAUCCCGUCCAAUCAGCUCUCAGGAUCCCAGCUGGCUGUGAUCUCCAGUAGCCCAGCAGGUGCUGUUGUUAACAUCCCUGUUACCACGGGGACAGACUCCAGCCAACCUCCCAGUGAGACGCCGCCGGCCAUCAGCAGCCUGGAUGUUUCUUCUAGUGUGAAGCCGCUGCUCUGCGGGGCCCCCAGCUGGGCCCUGAGGCUCCGUAAUGCUCAGAAGUUGGGAGACUCCUACAGAGGCUUCUGCUGUUCAGAGGCCGAGCUGGAGGCCAUCUUGUUGCUCCAUAAGCAGCAGACCGGCUGUGUCUUCGGGACCCGUCAGUCUCCGUCUGUGGACAAACCAGCAACCAGACUCAUGUGGAAGUCUCAGUACGUCCCCUACGACGGCAUCCCGUUCGUCAACACAGGCAGCAGAGCGAUCGUGAUGGAGUGUCAGUUCGGACCUCGCAGGAAGGGACAGCAGCCGAACAGGAGCUGUGAACACGCAGAGGGAACAUACAGAGCCACCUGUCCUGCCAGGAUCUACAUAAAGAAAGUUCGUAAGUUUCCGGAGUUCAGAGUUCCCACGGAGCCGGCGGCGGACAGGAAGAUGGUGAGGCAGGAGCAGGAGAAGGCCUUCCAGAACCUGAAGAACCAGAACCUGGAGACAGGUGGAGUCAUCAGGUUCUACCUGCAGCUCCCCACAGAGAGAGCUCACCUGUAUCACACUGUGGACCCCAUCCCCCCACCUCCCCCUGACCUCCCCCCUCCCCCCACACAGCCAGAGGAGGAAGAGGAAGAGGAGACAGGAGAGCCGGAUGGAGUCAUCCCGUCCCGCCUCCACCCUCAGGUGGCAGAGAAGAUCAGACAGCUGGUGGCUGCAGGUCACCGUCAGGUCUACAGCGUCCGCAAACAGCUCAGGCGGUUUGUGGAGAAGGACUUGUGUAAAUGCAUCAGUCCUCCAGAGAGACACGACCUGAGAUACUUCCCCACUGUCAACGACAUCAAGAACCACAUCCACGAAUCCCAGAAGGCCUUGGGGCUGACCACCACCGCUGAGUGGACAGAAGACAGAAGUGAUCCUGUGAUGGAGGCCGCCACCCUGACCCUGAGUCCUGCUGCUCAAGCUGUGGACUCUUUGUCUCCUGAAGCUGUUCAGCUCUUCACUUCUCUCUCGUCUCUGCAGCCGAAGAUCUUUGCUCAGCUGCAGGGAAUCCUGCAGCCGCUCCCUCCUCCUCCUCCUCCUCCCUCUUCCUUCCUGCAGACUCCUGUUGGGGAGUCAGCGGGGGCGUGGGGCCCAGAGGAGGUGCUCGAUGAGGGGCGGCAGCCUGGUGAAGGAACCCAGCAGGUGGUUCUACCGAACGGAGAGAACGUCCAGCUGCAGAUCAUCAACUCUGCUGCCCAAAGUGAGGACGCUCCGGUUGAUGUUAACGUGCUGCAGGUGGAGGUGAAAGAGGAAGAGAUGAAGGAGUUGGAGGACUUGACUGGCUCAUGUUGAGUCAGACUUGUUGACUCACCAGCACUGAUCCCAUCAGUGUGUCAUACUCAC